Messenger RNA from Lycium barbarum (goji berry), 1724 nucleotides. Its product is annotated as 26S proteasome regulatory subunit 8 homolog A. Gene Ontology annotation, cellular component: proteasome regulatory particle, base subcomplex. Gene Ontology annotation, molecular function: ATP binding; proteasome-activating activity; ATP hydrolysis activity. The record is from RefSeq and is a predicted model, not a curated record. Gene Ontology annotation, biological process: proteasome-mediated ubiquitin-dependent protein catabolic process. Lineage: Eukaryota; Viridiplantae; Streptophyta; Magnoliopsida; Solanales; Solanaceae. The transcript has 9 exons. Bases 101 to 1357 code for a protein of 418 amino acids.
GAAAUAGGACACAAUUGUUGAGCAAGAAAAGAAGUAUUGAAACCUUUGGUCUGUUUACUAAGCUCAAAACCAAAGAAAUUUCAAGAACUCAUCAAUUCAAAUGGCUUCGGUGGAUAUUGAGAGGAGAAUGAUGGAGACUGAGAGAGAAGAUAGAUGUUCAGCAAAAGGGACAAAGCAAACUGGUGAAGGUCUAAGACAAUAUUAUAUGCAGCAUAUUCAUGAUCUCCAGCUUCAGGUCAGACAAAAGACUCAUAAUCUCAAUCGACUUGAAGCCCAACGAAAUGAACUCAAUUCCAAAGUGAGAAUGCUUAAGGAAGAAUUACAGUUGCUUCAGGAGCCUGGAUCAUAUGUUGGUGAAGUUGUUAAAGUGAUGGGGAAGUCAAAAGUUUUAGUCAAAGUUCAUCCUGAAGGAAAAUAUGUUGUUGACAUUCAUAAGAUUAUUGACAUUACAAAGAUUACUCCAUCAACUAGAGUAGCCCUCCGCAAUGACAGCUACGUUCUCCAUCUAAUUCUGCCCAGCAAAGUGGACCCAUUGGUCAACCUAAUGAAAGUUGAGAAAGUGCCUGAUUCCACUUACGACAUGAUUGGUGGCCUUGACCAGCAAAUUAAAGAGAUUAAAGAGGUUAUUGAGCUUCCCAUUAAACAUCCUGAGCUGUUCGAGUCUCUUGGAAUAGCUCAACCUAAGGGAGUGCUUCUUUACGGGCCUCCAGGAACAGGGAAAACACUGUUGGCGAGGGCAGUUGCACAUCAUACUGAUUGCACAUUCAUUCGGGUCUCUGGUUCUGAACUGGUGCAGAAAUAUAUUGGAGAAGGUUCUCGUAUGGUGAGAGAACUCUUUGUCAUGGCCAGGGAACAUGCUCCUUCUAUCAUUUUUAUGGAUGAAAUAGACAGUAUUGGAUCUGCUAGAAUGGAGUCAGGUAGUGGCAAUGGUGAUAGUGAAGUGCAGAGAACAAUGUUGGAGCUUCUUAAUCAACUUGAUGGAUUUGAGGCAUCAAACAAAAUUAAGGUUUUGAUGGCUACAAACCGCAUUGAUAUUCUGGAUCAAGCACUCCUGAGACCUGGAAGAAUUGAUAGGAAGAUUGAAUUUCCAAAUCCCAAUGAAGAGUCCCGUUUCGAUAUUUUGAAGAUUCAUUCUAGGAGGAUGAACUUGAUGCGAGGGAUUGACUUGAAGAAAAUUGCUGAGAAGAUGAAUGGUGCUUCUGGGGCAGAACUUAAGGCUGUCUGUACAGAAGCAGGGAUGUUUGCACUAAGGGAGAGGAGGGUACACGUGACACAAGAAGAUUUUGAGAUGGCAGUUGCCAAGGUAAUGAAGAAAGAGACGGAGAAGAACAUGUCUUUGCGAAAGCUGUGGAAAUAAAUGCCCGGGGGGAACACCAAAAUGGCAACAAUCUUCUACUCGUGGAAUUUAGUGCAUAUACUGUGUCGACUUUUCUGCUCGUGGAUAUUGAACGUGUAUACAUUCUGUGCUCAAGGAAUGUGUAUACGCGUGGAACCACUAGCUUCUUGAGCCAGCAAAUAUAGAAGCAUAGCUUCUUGUUCUCUGGCUGAUUUAAGGAGCUUUUAGUCUUGCAUUUGAUUUAAUUAUGAGUCGAGUCGGAUGUGGUACUAUGCCCGUAGAUGUUUUCUCAUACGUUUCUGUCAUUUUUUUGCGCGGAUUGCCCUUCGUUUGGGGUGGUCUUUAAAUUUUGCCCCUCAAAUUUAUGGUCUUUAAAUUUUGCCCUUCA